Salvia hispanica is the source of this 1118-nucleotide messenger RNA. Its product is annotated as ferritin-4, chloroplastic-like. The record is from RefSeq and is a predicted model, not a curated record. Gene Ontology annotation, biological process: iron ion transport; intracellular iron ion homeostasis. Gene Ontology annotation, cellular component: cytoplasm. NCBI's taxonomy places the organism in Eukaryota, Viridiplantae, Streptophyta, Magnoliopsida, Lamiales, Lamiaceae. Gene Ontology annotation, molecular function: ferrous iron binding; ferric iron binding.
ACAUUCAAGAAAUCACACACCCAAAUCCCAAAAUCAUUUCUUUUUCAGUCCCGAAUCAUCUUUCUCCGAUUCCAAUCACUGCUUGAUUCCCAUUUGAUUGUUUGCAGAGACAAAGAGAUGUUUCUUGAAGCAAUUUCUGCCGUUUCUCUGCCUUCUGCUGCUGCUAGUCUCGGACCCUUGUCGAAUGCGACUCCGAAUUUGCGUUUCCGAGGAGGCUUGGUUUUUGCGAAGAAGAGUGAAAAUGGGUUCGUGGCGAGCGCGUCUUCGAACGACGCGGUGAGUAUGCCGCUGGCUGGGGUGGUGUUUCAUCCAUUCGAGGAGGUCAAGAAAGAGGAGCUUGCUGUUCCUAUUGCUCCAGAUCUUUCCGUUGCCAGACAGAAAUUUUCUCAAGAGUGUGAAUCUGCCAUUAAUGAGCAGAUCAAUGUUGAGUACUGUGUUUCCUACGUUUACCACGCCCUGUAUGCUUACUUCGACAGAGAUAAUGUCGCGCUAAGGGGCCUUGCUAAAUUUUUCAAGGAGGCGAGCAUAGAAGAGAGAGAACAUGCUGAAAAGCUAAUGGAAUAUCAGAAUAAACGAGGAGGGAGAGUGAAGCUGCUCUCCUUACAGAUGCCGCCUACAGAGUUUGAUCAUGUUGAGAAGGGCGAUGCACUACAUGCCAUGGAACUAGCGUUGUCGUUGGAGAAAUUAACCAAUGAGAAGCUUUUGAAACUUCACAGUGUUGCUGAUGCCAACAAUGAUCCCCAGCUAGCAGAUUUUGUUGAGAGUGAAUUCUUGGGAGAGCAGGUUGAGGCCAUCAAGAUGAUCUCAGAAUACAUCUCACAGCUGAGGAGGGUUGGAAAGGGACACGGAGUAUGGCACUUCGAUCAGAUGCUCCUUCAAGGAGAAGGCGCGGUGUGAGAGUCAGGUGCCGUUUCGUGCUAGAUUAGGCUGUAAGGGAAUGUCAUUUUAGUAUAAGAUUAGAAUGGGGGUAUAUGGUUGAUUACCUUAUUUGCUUGAGCAUGGAGCUCUAUUGUAAGAGUAUAUCAAGAAGCAACAGCAGUUGGAGGUUGUGCUAUGUUUAGUUUUCAAUAAGAUUUUGUGUGGAAGAUUCUUCAAUCUUCACAUCUUUUGCAUACUCA